This is a messenger RNA of Salvia miltiorrhiza (redroot sage), 1602 nucleotides long. Its product is annotated as late blight resistance protein R1-A-like. Gene Ontology annotation, molecular function: alpha-tubulin binding. The transcript has a single exon. Lineage: Eukaryota; Viridiplantae; Streptophyta; Magnoliopsida; Lamiales; Lamiaceae. Gene Ontology annotation, biological process: protein folding. The coding region runs from base 1 to 1602 and encodes 533 amino acids. The record is from RefSeq and is a predicted model, not a curated record.
AUGGGUGUUUUUGAUGAAGAUCGUUCAAUUCGUGCCUCAAUGCUGAAGAAGCUAUGGGUUUCUGAAGGAUUUUUAAAACCAACGAGUACUGGCAAACGCUUGGAAACAAUUGCGCAUGAGUACUUAAUGGAAUUGGUCGAUAGAAAUCUCAUAAUAGUUGAUAAGUUGGGGUCUAUUGGAAAUGUCAAAUACUGUAGAAUUCAUGAUUUGUUGAGGGGCGUGUGCUUGAAAGAAGUUGAAAAGGAGAGGUUUUAUCAUAUCAUAGGAAAGUCUCCUUCAGUCAUAGAUAACGAACCUCGUCGUCGGGUUGUUUUUCAAAAUGCUGGAAGUAGGGUAACAAGUGAAGUCUCGGGAUCUUUGCCACAUGCUCGUUCUAUAAUACUAUGUGAUGACAGGAAAGACUUUGAAACGCCUCACGAUUUUAGAUUGUUGAGAACAUUCAAAGCAUAUGAUAGAGAUACAAGUUCAUUAACAUAUGAUUACUUGUUGGGAGAAUAUUAUUUUAAUUUUACUACAGCAAGUGGUCUUCAUUUCCUAGGCGAUGUUUUUGAAUUGGUGAACUCACGGUACCUUGCUGUUAGACUUCACCGCGACACCGGUUUCCCUUCUUCUAUCAAUUUGCUUUGGAACCUAAAUACCUUAAUACUUCAUUCUCAGACUUCAGCCGAUCAGAUUUGGGAUACGAGUAGAACUAGAAUUUUUCAUGGUCUUGGGCAUGGUCAUGUUGUACCGAUUGAGAUUUGGCAAAUGCAUCAACUUAGGCAUCUCGUGUUUAUGAGAGGAGCAUUGACUCUCCCAGAUCCUCCGAGUGAGAUGGUUAUCAUGGAGAAUCUACAAACGCUCAGAGGAGCAAAGAAUUUGUAUUUGAAUAAGAGGGUGGUUAAAAGAAUUCCCAAUGUGAGGAAAUUGCAUCUAGUUUACGACUGGGAAGAUAUGGAGAGUUUGAGUGAAUUGAAACAAAUGGAGAGAGCAAACUGUUUCAGCUAUUUUCAGUGUCUCAGUAAAUUAGAAAGCUUGUACUGCCGCAUCAAUCAUGAUUGUGAUGAGUAUUUGCAGAGUAUUAGUUUCCCACAAUCCCUCAAGAAGUUGAAGUUAUCUCUCGAUGACUCUUAUGAUCUGGAGUUGGUAGAGAUAUUGGAAAAGAUAGGGUGGUUACCCCUUCUUCAGAAGUUAGUAUUACAUCGUGGUACCUUCAAAACAGGCAAGUGGGACACUACUGAGAGCCAAUUCCAGAGCCUCAAGCUACUACAAUUGGAUGAGUGUGAAGGUCUUAAAAAUUGGACGAUGGCAGAGAGCUCCCACUUUCCACUUCUCCACGAGCUUCGUCUUCUAAGAUUAACAGAAUUGGAGGAGAUCCCUUCAGAAGUUGGAGAAAUAGCAACGCUGAAAUCAAUUUAUUUGGAACAUUGCAGUGAAUCAGCGGUAGAGUCAGCUAAAAAGAUAGUAGAAGAACAAGAGGAUUUACAAGGAGACCAACUAGACCUUCAUGUUCGAGUUCUAGUUGAAGAAAAUGAGAAAAGAAUGUUGAGCUUGAGAAGUCCCAACUUUAAAGUUACAGUGAGAGCGCAGUUGCGGUCACUAUUACCCAGCAUCCAAGAUUAA